CUCUCUUCCUCCCAAUCUCCUCUACAUUUCAAUGAGUUUUGCAUUUUUUUUGAUUUCAACCAUUUCAAACGCCCCCAUAUCAUGACUUCCGCUACUCACGAUCUCCUCUCCGCCCCACAUUUCAAGGAUCUCGCCAUUAAACUCUUCGGCCGCACCAUCCCUUUGCCGGAAUCCAACAUUUCCGCCGCCCUGCAAAAUCUGGAUGGUUGCAACCAUUUGAAAGAAGGUGAGCAGUGUGUGUCAGGUGCAGAAGAGUCGAGGUCGAGCGUUUUAGUAGGCGAUGAUGAAGAAAAGCAAGCGUCCAAGGAGGAUGAAGAAUUGGAGGUGCAUUUGAAAGAGGAGCAGGGAGAUGGUAAUGAAGAAAGAGUUUUGAAGAAGCCGGACAAAAUCAUUCCUUGUCCUAGAUGUAACAGUUUAGAAACUAAGUUCUGUUACUUCAACAACUACAAUGUCAAUCAACCUAGGCAUUUCUGCAAGAACUGCCAAAGAUAUUGGACUGCUGGUGGCACCAUGAGAAACGUUCCUAUCGGUGCAGGACGACGAAGGAACAAGCAAUUGGCAUCUCAAUACCGACACAUAAUAGUAUCAUCCUCCGAGGGACUUGCGACGUCUCGGUUCGAAGCAUCGGAUUCAACGAAUCACCAUCAAUUCAUAUCAGGCCUUGAGUCUCCUGCUUUCAGGCCUUCCAAUGCCAGUGCCACUCUUCUAAAGUUUGGACCUGAAGCACCACUUUGUGAAUCCAUGGAGACCGUGCUCACUCUUGAAGACCAGAAGAGGUCCAUUGAGAUUGGCUCUGCAUAUAGCAGAGACAGUCCUGAUGAACCAUCCUCCUGUGGAUCCUCCAUGACAACGAAUGAAUUCCCUAAAACUGUCGUCGAGAGGGAAGCAGCCAGAUUGUCGGGUUCAAGUAAUGAGAACACUUCACCCAACAUGGUUCGUUGUUACCCCGUUCCACAAUUGGUUUUUCCAUUGAAUCAGGGUGGGAACGGUGUAGUUUCAUCAGCAAUGGCUAAAGGUUCAGAUAGCACGAGUGUAUCCAAUCCAGUUCAAUGGCUGCCUACGACAAUGCUGGCAGUUCCAGGUUAUUGCACGCCUAGCCUUCCGUUACAAUUUGUGCCAGCAUCAUAUUGGGGCUGCACGCCUGUAUGGACCGCAGCUGGUGUCCGUGCAUCUCAAACAUCCGCAGCUACCAUCGGCAGCUGUGCCAUGAGUUCGUCACCGACACUGGGAAAGCAUUCGAGAGAUGCAAGUAGCUUGACAGAGGAAGAGGAAUCAGAGAAAUGCGUGGUGGUACCAAAGACAGUACGGGUUGAUAAGGUGAGCGAAGGGUCGAGGAGUCCCAUAUGGACGACAUUUGAAACUACAGAAAGUAAUGCAGAUGGCAAAGAGCAUUACAGGGAGGCUCCUCAUCUCUUGGAAGCACAAACUGGAAGCUCUUACUUGUAGAUUUUCCUUCAGACCACAUAAAGUGUAAUUCUUUUUUAAAGCUGUUCAUAUAUCUCUGAAAGCUUUGCCAGAAAUUUGGUACAUAUUAUGAUGUUUUUGGGUCACACAGUUGAGAGAAUUAAUCUUCCAUUCUUCCA
Cucurbita maxima (winter squash) is the source of this 1583-nucleotide messenger RNA. RefSeq names its product cyclic dof factor 1-like. Gene Ontology annotation, biological process: regulation of DNA-templated transcription. Gene Ontology annotation, molecular function: DNA-binding transcription factor activity; DNA binding. The coding region runs from base 82 to 1446 and encodes 454 amino acids. The record is from RefSeq and is a predicted model, not a curated record. The transcript is spliced from 2 exons. NCBI's taxonomy places the organism in Eukaryota, Viridiplantae, Streptophyta, Magnoliopsida, Cucurbitales, Cucurbitaceae.